Exserohilum turcica Et28A is the source of this 3106-nucleotide messenger RNA. RefSeq lists its product as uncharacterized. The coding region runs from base 116 to 2941 and encodes 941 amino acids. Gene Ontology annotation, cellular component: cytosol. Gene Ontology annotation, biological process: tetrahydrofolate interconversion. The record is from RefSeq and is a predicted model, not a curated record. Gene Ontology annotation, molecular function: methylenetetrahydrofolate dehydrogenase (NADP+) activity; ATP binding; formate-tetrahydrofolate ligase activity. NCBI's taxonomy places the organism in Eukaryota, Fungi, Ascomycota, Dothideomycetes, Pleosporales, Pleosporaceae. The transcript has 2 exons.
GCAGGCUACAGCUACCCCGCCUAGAAAAUAUUGGUGCGCAACCACGCCUCGCCAUCUAUAUACUGCUGUCAAGACGGUCUCUUGUGCAAGGCAAUUCUCCAGCACCCGCUUCGCCAUGGCCGGACAGAAGAUUGACGGCACCGCCAUUGCAAAGAGCAUCCGCGAGCGGCUGGGUGCCAAGAUCAAGGAGAAGCAGGCGCAGAACCCGCGUUACAGACCCAGCCUGAAAAUUGUCCAGGUGGGCGACAGAUCCGACUCGAGCACCUAUGUGCGCAUGAAGCUCAAGGCCGCCGAGGAGGCCAACAUCGACUGCGAGCUGGUGCACCUGACGGAGGAUAUCAGCGAGGCUGAUCUGCUGUACAAAAUCUCCGAGUUCAACAACGACCCCAGCGUUCACGGCAUCCUCGUCCAGCUGCCCCUCCCCAAGCACAUCUCCGAGCACACCAUCACAUCGGCCGUUGCUGACGAAAAGGACGUCGAUGGCUUCGGCAUCCAGAGCAUUGGCGAGCUGGCCAAGCGUGGCGGCAAGCCGCUCUUCACCCCAUGCACCCCCAAGGGUGUCAUGGUGCUGCUGCAGGAGGCUGGUAUUGACAUCAAAGGCAAGAACGCCGUUGUGCUGGGCCGCAGCGACAUUGUGGGCAGCCCCGUCAGCUAUCUGCUGAAGAACGCCGACGCGACCGUCACCGUGUGCCAUUCGAGGACAAGCGAUCUGCCAGAGGUUGUUCGUCGCGCAGACAUUGUCGUUGCUGCCAUUGGCAAGGCCCAGUUUGUCAAGGGAGACUGGCUUAAGCCUGGCGCCGUCGUCAUCGAUGUGGGCACAAACUUCAUCCCAGACGAGACCAAGAAGAGCGGUCAAAGGCUGGUGGGAGACGUUGACUACGACUCAGCCGUCGAAGUUGCAUCGCACAUCACGCCGGUACCGGGAGGCGUCGGCCCCAUGACCAUUGCCAUGCUCCUGCAGAACCUUGUCGACUCAGCCGACGCGACCUUUGACCGAGAGAAGAAGCGCAAAAUCUCGCCUCUUCCAAUCAAGAUUGAAGACCCCAUACCCUCUGACAUUGCCAUCUCGCGGAAGCAACACCCAAAGCAGAUCACGGCUGUCGCAAAGGAGGUGGGAAUUCUGCCUCACGAGCUGGAGCCAUAUGGUGCGACAAAGGCCAAGGUGGAUCUGUCUCUGCUGAAGCGUCUCGAGCACCGCCGGAACGGCCGGUACAUUCUUAUCGCUGGUAUUACCCCCACGCCUCUUGGAGAGGGCAAGUCGACAACCACAAUCGGUGUAGCACAGGCUCUGGGCGCACACCUUGGCAGGAUAUGCUUUGCCAACGUGCGACAGCCCAGUAUGGGGCCCACCUUUGGUAUCAAGGGUGGUGCCGCUGGUGGAGGAUACAGCCAGGUCAUUCCCAUGGACCAGUUCAACCUCCAUCUCACUGGCGACAUCCACGCCAUCACUGCCGCGAACAACUUGCUCGCUGCUGCUAUUGAGACGCGCAUGUUCCACGAGAACACGCAAAAGGAUGCUGCACUCUACAAGCGCUUGGUGCCGGCUAAGAAGGGCAAGCGCGAGUUUGCCCCUGUCAUGUUCCGUCGUCUCAAGAAGCUUGGUAUCGACAAGACGAACCCAGAUGAUCUGACGGAAGAGGAGAUUGCCAAGUUUGCAAGGCUAGACAUUGACCCCGAGACGAUUACCUGGAGACGCGUACUCGAUGUCAACGACAGGCACCUGCGUAAGAUCACCGUGGGUCAAGCACCAACUGAAAAGGGUCAGACUCGUGAGACUGGCUUCGACAUUUCGGUUGCCAGUGAGUGCAUGGCCAUUCUUGCUCUCAGCAAAGACCUCGCAGACCUCCGCGAGCGCCUGGGCCGCAUGGUCGUGGCCAGCUCCCGCGCUGGCGACCCAGUCACUUGCGACGACAUUGGCGCAGGCGGUGCCUUGACUGCUCUGCUUGUCGAUGCUAUCAAGCCCAACAUGAUGCAGACCCUUGAGGGCACCCCCGUCUUUGUGCACGCCGGCCCAUUCGCAAACAUUAGUAUCGGUGCCUCGUCAGUCCUCGCAGACCGAAUUGCGCUCAAGCUGGCUGGUACGGAGCCAGACGAGGACCACGAUGCGCAAACCGGCUUCGUCGUCACCGAAGCUGGUUUCGACUUCACAAUGGGCGGCGAGCGCUUCUUCAACAUCAAGUGCCGAUCGUCUGGCCUUGUGCCCGACACAGUUGUUAUUGUUGCCACUGUGCGAGCGCUCAAGAACCACGGCGGCGGUCCCGAUAUCAGCCCGGGUUCUCAGCUUCCCGAGGUCUACCGUACCGAGAACAUUGACAUUCUCCGUGCUGGCUGCGUAAACCUGAAGAAGCACAUUGAGAACGCAAAGGCAUACGGCGUCCCCGUCGUGGUAGCAAUCAACCGCUUCGCUACCGACACACAGGCCGAAAUCGAUGUCAUCCGUGAAGAAGCCAUUGCUGCCGGUGCCGAAGACGCCAUCCCGGCGAACCACUUUGCCGAGGGCGGUGCGGGCGCCAUUGACCUUGCCCAAGGCAUCAUUGCGGCGUCGUCCAAGCCCAAGCCCGACUACAAGCUGCUCUACGACACAUCGAGCGGCAGCGUGCAAGAGCGCAUGGAAACUAUUGCCAAGCGCAUGUACGGCGCCGCGGCCGUCGAGUUCUCGGAGCUCGCCCAAAAGAAAGUCGACACGUACGUCAAGCAGGGCUUCGGCAACCUCCCCAUUUGCGUCGCAAAAACCCAAUACAGUCUCUCGCACGACCCCAGCCUCAAGGGCGCCCCAACAGGCUUCACCGUCCCCAUCCGCGACGUCCGCAUGGCGGCUGGCGCUGGCUACCUGUAUGCGCUUGCUGCUGACAUUCAAACUAUCCCUGGUCUGCCUACGGCCCCCGGCUAUCUCAACAUUGAUGUUGAUGUUGAGACGGGCGAGAUUGACGGCAUGUUUUAGGUCUUUCAUCACCACCUACACACCAUAAAUCACACCAUGUGAAGGAUUAGGAUGUGUGUUUUUUUCUUCCCACCGGGUUCAGAGAAAAAAAAAGCAUUCAACAAGCUUUUUUUUUAGGUAGAGUUUUUGUCAGUUAUGGGAACAUGGAAACAUGAAAUGAAUGAU